Messenger RNA from Eleginops maclovinus (Patagonian blennie), 4807 nucleotides. RefSeq names its product cullin-associated and neddylation-dissociated 1 (gene cand1). NCBI's taxonomy places the organism in Eukaryota, Metazoa, Chordata, Actinopteri, Perciformes, Eleginopidae. Gene Ontology annotation, cellular component: nucleus. Gene Ontology annotation, biological process: protein ubiquitination; SCF complex assembly. The record is from RefSeq and is a predicted model, not a curated record.
GCCCCUCUGCAGAGAGAACGGGAGCUCCAUUCAAACAAACCGAAUCUCCGGGAUGCGACAGUAAAGAGAGAGACAGAAACACAGGAGACACACGCUCGCACACACACACCGUGUACCGGAGAGCAGCAAAGCACCGACACACACAUACACAACCGCAGACACACAACACACUCUGAGCAGAAGGAGGCUAACGGCUAACAGCUAACAUGGCGAGCGCCUCAUACCACAUCUCCAACCUGCUGGAGAAAAUGACUUCCAGCGACAAGGACUUCAGGUUUAUGGCCACUAACGACCUGAUGACGGAGCUACAGAAAGAUUCUAUCAAACUGGACGACGACAGCGAGAGGAAGGUGGUGAGGAUGAUUCUCAAGCUGCUGGAAGACAAGAACGGAGAGGUUCAGAAUCUGGCCGUCAAAUGCCUGGGCCCGCUGGUCAGUAAGGUGAAGGAGUACCAGGUGGAGACGAUCGUGGACACGCUGUGCACCAACAUGCUGUCGGACAAAGAGCAACUCAGAGACAUCUCCUCCAUCGGACUGAAGACCGUCAUCGGAGAGCUGCCGCCAGCCUCCAGCGGCUCAGCCCUGGCUGCCAGCGUCUGUAAGAAGAUCACGGGUCGCCUGACGAGCGCCAUCGCCAAACAGGAAGACGUGUCGGUGCAGCUGGAGGCUCUGGACAUCAUGGCCGAUAUGCUCUGCAGACAGGGCGGUCUGCUGGUGAACUUCCACCCCUCCAUCCUCGGCUGUCUGCUGCCUCAGCUCACCUCCCCGAGACUCGCCGUCAGGAAGAGGACGAUCAUGGCCCUGGGACACCUGGUGAUGUCCUGUGGGAACCUGGUGUUCAUCGACCUGAUCGAGCACCUGCUGACGGAGCUCGGCCGGAACGACAACAUGUCGACGACCCGGACCUACAUCCAGUGCACCGCCGCCAUCAGCAGGCAGGCCGGGCACCGCAUCGGCGAGUACCUGGAGAAGAUCAUUCCCCUGGUUGUGAAGUUCUGCAACGUGGACGACGACGAGCUCAGAGAAUACUGCAUCCAGGCCUUCGAGUCCUUCGUCAGGAGGUGUCCUAAAGAAGUUUACCCCCACGUUCCCACGGUGAUCUCCAUCUGCCUGCGCUACCUGACCUACGACCCCAACUACAACUUCGACGACGAAGACGAGGACGACAACGCCAUGGACGCCGAGCAGAACGACGAAGACUAUCAAGGCAGUGAUGAUGAGUACAGUGAUGAUGACGAUAUGAGCUGGAAGGUCCGUCGGGCGGCGGCUAAAUGCCUCGACGCCGUCGUCUCGACUCGCCAUGAGAUGCUGCCCGAGUUCUACCGCUCUGUCUCCCCCGCACUCGUCUGCCGCUUCAAGGAGAGGGAGGAGAACGUGAAGGCGGAUGUUUUCCACGCCUACCUGUCGCUGCUCAAACAGACACGCCCGGCUCAGAGCUGGCUGACCGACCCCGACGCCAUGGAGCAGGGAGACACGCCGCUCACCAUGCUGCAGAGCCAGGUCCCUAUGAUAGUGAAGGCUCUCCACAAGCAGCUGAAGGAGAAGAGCGUGAAGACUCGGCAGUGUUGUUUCAACAUGCUGACGGAGCUCGUCAACGUCCUGCCCGGAGCCCUGACCGCCCACAUCCCCGUACUAAUACCAGGCAUCAUCUUCUCUCUGAACGAUAAGUCGAGCAGCUCGAACCUGAAGAUUGACGCUCUCUCCUGCCUGCACGUCGUCAUGGUAACUCACCCGGCGCACGCCUUCCACGCUCAUGUUCCCGCGCUCGUCCCGCCAGUGGUGGCCUGUGUGGGAGACCCCUUCUAUAAGAUCACGUCAGAGGCGCUGCUCGUCACCCAGCAGCUCGUCAAGGUGAUCCGCCCCCUGGAUAGCCUGCCGGAGAGCCCGGACAGUUUCGACCCCUCCCCCUACAUCAGCGACCUGUUCACCUGCACCAUCAAACGGCUGAAGGCCGCUGACAUCGACCAGGAAGUGAAGGAGCGCGCCAUCUCCUGCAUGGGACAGAUCAUCUGUAACCUCGGCGACCGGCUGCCGACUGAACUCCCCGGCACGCUGCUGAUCUUUUUGGAGCGUCUGAAGAAUGAGAUCACCCGACUGACCACAGUGAAAGCUCUGACUCUGAUCGCUGGCUCUCCGCUGAAGAUCGACCUCCGGCCGGUUCUCCCCGACGCAGUGCCCAUCCUCGCCUCGUUCCUCCGCAAGAACCAGCGAGCUCUGAAGCUGUGCACGCUGGCAGCGCUCGACAUCCUGCUCAGGAACUACAGCUCGGCGGUGACCCCGGUGAUGGUGGACGCGGUGCUGGCCGAGCUGCCCCCCCUCAUCUCAGAGAGCGACAUGCACGUGUCUCAGAUGGCGCUCAGCUUCCUAUCGACGCUCGCCGUCACCCACCCCUCCUCCCUGGGUCAGCUGACCGGGGGGAACAUCCUGCAGCAGCUCAUCGCUCUGGUCAGGUCCCCGCUGCUGCAGGGGGGGGCGCUGUCCGCCAUGCUCGAAUUCUACCAGGCGCUGGUGUCCACAGAGACCCCCGGCCUCGGCUACAUGGACCUCCUGAGGAUGCUGACGGGUCCGGUUUACUCCCAGAGUGCCGCACUGCCUCACAAGCAGGCGUACUGCUCCAUCGCCAAGUGUGUCGCCGCUCUGACCCGAGCCUGUCCUGACGAGGGGCCGGCUGUGGUGGGGCAGUUCAUACAGGACGUGAAGAACAGUCGCUCCACGGACUCCAUCCGGCUGCUCGCUCUGCUCUCAUUGGGCGAGGUGGGACAUCAUGUGGACCUCAGCAGCCAACCAGAGCUCAAGACCGUCAUCCUGGACGCCUUCUCCUCCUCCAGCGAAGAGGUGAAGUCUGCGGCGUCGUACGCGCUGGGCAGCAUUGCGGUGGGGAAUCUUCCGGAGUAUCUGCCCUUCGUCCUGCAGGAGAUCACUUCCUCUAAGAGACAAUACCUGCUGCUGCACUCCCUCAAAGAGAUCAUCAGCUCUGCGUCGGUGUCGGGGCUGAAGCCGUACGUGGAGGCCGUGUGGACGCUGCUGCUGAAGCACUGCGAGUGUUCGGAGGAGGGAACCAGGAACGUGGUGGCCGAGUGUCUGGGGAAGCUGACGCUGAUCGACCCGGAGACGCUGCUGCCGCGCCUCAAGGGAUACCUGCUCUCAGGUUCAUCGUACGCCCGCAGCUCGGUGGUGACGGCGGUAAAAUUCACCAUCUCAGACCAACCGCAGCCCAUCGACCCGCUGCUGAAGAACUGCAUAGGGGACUUCCUGAAGACGCUGGAGGACCCGGACCUGAACGUGCGGCGCGUCGCCUUGGUAACGUUUAACUCGGCGGCGCACAACAAGCCGAGUCUGAUCCGAGAGCUGCUGGACUCGGUGCUGCCGCAGCUUUACAACGAGACCAAAGUCCGGAAGGAGCUCAUCAGAGAGGUGGAGAUGGGGCCCUUCAAACACACAGUGGAUGAUGGGCUGGAUCUCAGGAAGGCUGCGUUCGAGUGCAUGUACACUCUGCUGGACAGCUGCCUUGACCGCCUCGAUAUCUUCACCUUCCUCAACCACGUGGAGGACGGUCUGAAGGACCACUACGACAUCAAGAUGCUGACGUUCCUGAUGCUGGCCCGCCUCUCCUCCCUGUGUCCGAGCGCCGUCCUGCAGAGACUGGACCGACUGGUGGAGCCUCUGAGAGCCACCUGCACCACCAAGGUGAAGGCCAACUCGGUGAAGCAGGAGUUCGAGAAGCAGGAUGAGCUGAAACGCUCGGCGAUGCGAGCUGUUGUAGCGCUGCUGACGAUUCCUGAGGCCGAGAAGUCGCCGCUGAUGUCGGAGUUCCAGUCGCAGAUCUCGUCCAAUCAGGAGCUGGCGGCCAUCUUUGACUCCAUCCAGAGGGACUCCAGCUCCGCCAACAUGGAGUCCAUGGACACCAGCUAGAGAGACUAACACAUUACCCACCAUGCAACAUGGCACCCUUCCCCCCCACCCCUUCUCGCUGCUGGAGCGCUAACCGUGCAGCAUGUUUCCAUUAAAUACACACACACACACACACACACACACACACACACACACACACACACACACACACACACACACACACACACACACACACACCUGUAGUGUUCCAUGAUGCAUUGCACUGAAAUCAGCUGUUGGAAGGGAGAAAGGAAGACGGACAAAAACAAAGAAGAAAAAUAAGAUUUAAAAAAGUUCCAUGAGGCUUCGGAAGCCCUUCCCACUUCCUGUAUGUUUUUCUAGCGGGGUCGUCUGAUUGGCUGAUCUCCCUGUUCAUCACAUUCUUCCCUUUUUUUUCUUUUUUUUUUCAUUAUUCCAGAAAGUUCCGCAGGUACUGUACUGUAACCUGAUAGGCCGCUGCUGAGUGACUGACAGUUGGCGUUUUAUCGAAACUGACCAAUGAGGAGACGGCCUUGUAUUUGCCUGAGGCUGUGGUGACCAAUGGGAGAAGGGCUCGCUCUGUUUUUUGUUUAUUUUUCUCGCGAAUGAUGUGUAGGCAACCAAUAGGAGGCUUUGGCCGAGGUUUGGGGCAGGGUUUAACUGUUUGUGGACCAAUCAGCUUCUUUGUGUCAUUCGAUAGAAAUCCUCUGAAGUGAGGAGGAGAUAUUAUUGGACCAGGUCCGACCCUGACCAGACCUGACUGGACGAUGCUGCAACGCAGUGUAGUAAAUACGACACAUUUGUGGGUUUCUCCGUCAGUCAGUUGGAUUUACUGUUGUCGCUCUAAAAAUAAGGUCCGGUCCGGUCCGGUCAGAACAAUCCACUGUUGUUUAUCGCCCAAGAAAAAUAAAAAAGGUCCAUUUCUGCCUGCCUUCAUA